CUACAGUUGAUAAAGUGUUCUUUAUUAACACUUUUGAAUCUGAUAUUUCGGGAGGAGAUGGAUGUAUUAUGGAUGGACACGUGUCAACUUGAUUUGGCGAAACUAAUCAACUAACAGAGUCUUUGUUAAGAAACCUACACGUAACCUCUAAUCAACCUGUGCGGAAAGGGUAUUAUGACUGUGUAGCAAGUUUAUAAUAUUCCAAAUAACGUUAAUAAUCCAUAUUAUAAUAUAGAUCAAUAUUUUUUAAUUGUGUGGGCGCGUCGUUAUAACCAUUUAAAGUAUUAUUAGCUUUAGCUACUAAAAAAUAUCGUUAUCAAUUUAUACUUUUGACUCCAAUUAUAUUAAUUUACGGUUCUAAUGAACUCUCUAUUUUAAAUAUUGUUGAUGAAUGAUUAAGACUAAAAUAUGACAAAUCCUAGAGAAAAAUUUAAUCCUGAGAAAAAACCUCUUGAAGAGUUGAGUAUCUUAGUAAGUGAAGAUGGAAUCCAGAAGAAGAUUCCUGCAUUGAGUUCUCACUUUGCUGGUGACAGACCAAUGGUUUCAUUUUUUGUACCACCGGCUAUGAAUGAAAAUGGUUCGUUUCCAAUCGGAGCCAAGGGAGAAUGGUUUCAUAAGAUGGAAAUAUUUACAGCUAAUCUGCAAUGGUUAUUAGCAUUACCCCAUCAUAGGUUUUGGUCACAAAUUGUUUAUGGAAAAAAGACAUGGGAUUCAAUUAUUUCGUUCCUUCAAGAAGCUUACCCGUUCUUUGCCACUCACAAUCUACCCGAUGAUCCUGAAAUCGUGCAGAGGUACAAUGAAAUAUCUCACCUAGUAUUCUGUGUUAUAUGCCGUGCCACCACUCAGAUAGAAUCUGAGGAUGCAUGGAUUGGUAAGGCAAAAUUUAGCGAUUUGCUGUACAAUAACACUAUUAUAUCUCUGCCCAUAUUAUUUGAUAUCUGUGUCGUGUUUGGUAACCACAAUAAGGACGAAGUGAACCACAUUAUAACUAAUAUUUUUUCCUUCCAGCCGUUGUAUAAGGAUGACCUUGAUAGUUCCGUUCAGCAUUUGAAAAAUGUUUUAAGUUCCAUAGAGGAAAGGUUUUCCAUGAGUGUUGUCAAAGUUGAUGUUACGCUUAAUACCAACAAAAAAAUGACUAUUUCAGAAUUGUAUGAUAUAACAUUUUAUGUCUUAGACAUAGCAGCAACUUUGUUUAGUUUUAUUGAUGCUUACCCUGAAGGAGCAAUGAUUUUGCAUUUACAUCGUUUUGAAGUAUCGUUGGCUCAGUUUUAUGAAAAAGUUUUCUCCACGGUUAUUAAAUUUAUGCAAGAGUUGUUCGGAGAAAAAAGUGGACCUUAUGAAUCCCUUCUGUUCACCGUAAAUCAAGCCAGAAUUUACUUCAUAAAGUUAUUUUAUCUUGUGAUCGAAUCAUCCUUGAAUGUUAUUAUUGAAAACAGAACUACAUUUCCAGAGGAACUAUUAAAAUAUAAUACAGAAAGCUUUUUAAAUGUCGUAAAGGAAAGUCUAGCUUCUAAAAUUUUUAUUGUUGAUUAUGAGAAAAUGUAUCCGCUGGAACAAGAUUUAAACAUUCUUUGUCAAGUUUCCCUGGAUUCUAACAAAGCAGAAUGCGAGUCUGUCAUAGAGUUGCUACGUGCUAAUUCUGUAUGUGCUAAUAAAACACGACCUGAAAUUGUUAUUGAUCGGAAGCGUGAAAAGAGUCCUUCUCUUGAGGAAAAUAAAAUUGAAACAGUUGUCACUAACGGAAUUAAUUUGUCCGAUGUUGAAAAAGAUUCAUUGAUAACAGAAGUAAAAGAUAUUUUGCCACAUCUGGGUGAAGGAUUCAUCAUGAAAUGCCUAGAACAUUACAAGUUCAAAUCUUCAGAUGUCAUCAACGGCGUCUUGGAAAAUUCACUUCCUCCAAGCCUUCAACAACUUGAUCACACACUUCCCAUAAUUCCUCCUGAGCCUGGUACUUCAGGGAAACCAGAUGUUAUCGCUCAUAGAGUAAAUAUUUUCGACAAUGAUGAGUUCGACGUUAUGAGUAGAGAUUAUAUAGAUACAUCGAGAAUUCAUAAAGGAAAAAGGAAAGAUGCCAAAGACGUUCAAGAAAUUUUGGAUGAUAAAUCUUUCCGUGAAGAACUGCGCAAUAAGUUUUCUGAACUUGGCAUAGUUGAAACAUUUGAUAAUGUGUAUGAGGAUGAAUAUGAUGAUACAUAUGACGAUAUCGUUGAUCCCAUAGAACAGGAGGGUGAAGAUGAAAGAAAAUUUGUCACACCCAGAGUCUUACAGCAACUUGAGAGAUAUACCAAAGGAAACCAAAAUGAAGAAGAAUCUGGAGAAGAGGAAGCGGAACAAGAAUUUGGAAACCCUAGAGACAGGAAAUUCAUACCGUUUGUUGAAAAUCCUGAAGACAUCCGUAGGCGUAGGGAAGCCAGGUACGGCAGGGGUGGAUUCAAUCAACAAAGGAAUGUUGUGGGUAAGUUGAUGUUGAUAAGUAGGUACCAAAUGUUGUGGCUAAGUUGAUGUUGAUAAGUAGGUACCAAAUGUUGUGGCUAAGUUGAUGUUGAUAAGUAGGUACCAAAUGUUGUGGCUAAGUUGAUAAGCCCUUCCUUCUUUUUGCCACUACAACUCAGUGGUGAGUGAGGGUAAGUAAAUAAGUAUAUUUUGAUUUUUCUUGCAGUAAAAAACAGAUAAACAUGCUGAAUGAAUCCCAAAACAUACAGAAUCAUACUAUAAAAAAUCAACAUGUGUAAAAUUAUGUUUAAUAUUUUUUGUUUAAUUUAAAAUAUCAAUGCAUGAAACGCUUGCCCACUCUUGUAUUAAAGUUAAUGCUUCUCAAUUGAAGUCAGGUUAUAAUUGGAAGAAGUCCAACCACACAGUGUUAUGUCUCCAAAAUGUAGGCAAAGAAUAAACAACGUAUCAACGUUUCACCAAUUGAGGCAUCCUCAUGACAGAAUAAAAAAGCAAAUUGAACAUCACUCCAUCACACCCAAUCGCAUACUUAAUUGCAUUUGUUUACGCAUAACAAGAGAAAUAACCUAAUUCUAAUUCAUCAAUAAAUGGCAUUUAAUCUAAAUCUUGAAAUAAGAGCAAUAUAUAAAGUUAUCGUAUAAUUAACAUAACUUGCAUUCAUGUGAACAUGAACAGAUGAUAACCUGAAGGUGCAACAGUCAACAGGGGUACAACCCAGUACAAUAGGGGUGUAUGUAGGAUUGUGAAAAAUGCCCCUACCAAACGAGUUCAAAAAUGCCUUAGUGCAGUUUGGCUGUGUGCGGGCGGGCGUUAUCUUGCAAAUAACAAUUUCCAUUCCUCUCCGUUUGUUUUAAAUUGCUCUCACUGGGUCUCAAACUUUUGCAAAAAAAAAUUCCCACAGUGCGAAAGUUUCACAGUACUCUUAUUUUCUGGACAUGCCUCAUAAAUCAUAUUUAUUUACUAUGUUCGUGAUAAUAAGGUUUGAUUUCAGGUCAGCCUAAAGGUCAAGGGCAGGACGCCGAUGUAUUAAAAAAUCGUCACAAGAAAAGCGUUCACAAAUCAUCGCAAGGAAAUCACAACAGGAAAAAAGGAGCUCAGUUCAAACGAUCACAAGGUUUCAUACCUUCGUAGCGUUUGCAUGUGCAACAUGCCUCAGUGAGUUUUGUUUAAAUGUCGAAUAGUCUCUAUUUAUAAAGAGCCCAUUACCAUGUUACACUUUGAUAUAAUUAUUAUUAAAAAUGUGAAAUUUUAUAAAAUCUUAAUGUACAUUGGAGCAUAUUUUAUUUUUAUUAGUCAGAGUUUGACAUUAUUUAAGUUUAUUUAUUUUUUUCAUUUUAAGGUUAGGCUGUAAGAAGAUAGCUUCUCAAGCUAUAAGUUCUUUUUCUGUAUUUAAACUGACUGUUAAUAAUUAUAUAUGAAGGCUGUGAUUUUAUAAAAUGUUCCUUGGAGUUAUUUGAUAAAGUUAUAUUUUGUUAAAAUGGAGUAAUGAUUGUUUGACCGAAUGAAAGAAUUUAUUGUUACAUUUCCUCAUAAGUAUUCCCCUUUGCUAUCGUUGUACCUUGUACCUAACAUGUGAUCUUUAAUAUCAUUAUUUUUUUUUAUUGUGGAAUAAAACACCACUUAAAAAUGAGUUUUAUAUUCAUAUUUUUUUUGUAUUUAUAAUCUUUCUUGUUUGGUUUAGUGGAACAACUUUGAUUUUCAAAAUUUUGAAAAUUGAAAUUCACUUAAAUGAUUUUUUAUAUUCUUUCUAAUGACUCCUUUAUGUACUGUUAAAAAAUAAAAAAUAAAACAAUUUAUUUAUUGUGCUUUUGUUUUUUAAAUUAAUAAUUACUAUACUUGAGCCAAUUAAUUUCAAAACUGAAUCAAUUAAUUUUAAACAAUUUAACAGAUGACACCAUAAAUUUAUAAAUUUGGUCCAGAUUUAUAUGUAAAUGCGUAACUUUUUUCAAUUAUAUGACUAUAUCUCUAUGAAAAAAAGUUCUAAAUCUUUUAUGGAAAAAUUUUAUGUUCCAUAUAUUUUGGCAUAUUAGAAAAAAAAAAUUAAUUUUGUGCAUAUUUAGGCUCCAAAGGGUUUGUAUUACGCAUAUUUAGGUUAAUUGAAUUUAUUUCAGGCAUAGAAAAUUGUUCAAUUAAUAAAGUUAAUCGUGAAUUUGUAAUUUGUAAUUUAUGUUAUGCAGGUUCAUUUUAUGUUUAUAUUUUGUAAUCUCUCAAUUCAGGAUUUAAACCAAUACAUAUUUUUUUUUCGAAUUUAUAA
Messenger RNA from Nezara viridula (southern green stink bug), 4705 nucleotides. The record is from the annotation of a GenBank genome assembly. NCBI's taxonomy places the organism in Eukaryota, Metazoa, Arthropoda, Insecta, Hemiptera, Pentatomidae.